Molecule: messenger RNA, 12601 nt
Organism: Vollenhovia emeryi
Lineage: Eukaryota; Metazoa; Arthropoda; Insecta; Hymenoptera; Formicidae
Gene: mask
Product: ankyrin repeat domain-containing protein 17
Exons: 28
Coding region: 603-10115 (3170 amino acids)
Biological process (GO): innate immune response
Cellular component (GO): cytoplasm
Molecular function (GO): protein binding; RNA binding
Source: RefSeq, a predicted model, not a curated record
CAUAUCCCUCGAUUCGAUAUCCUUCGUCAAUGCUAUCGGCUAACAGAUAAGCACUAAAAAAAGAAAUGUCCCGACCAUCUGCUUCUAAUCGUACGGACGGUUAUUCUCAAGAUUUAAGUGCUCAAAAGAUCAUUUUUCGCUUCUCUGAGAAGCACGAGGAUCGACACUCGAAUGCGAAUACCGGAUGCACGAGUGCGUGAAGAAUUUAAUCGGUCUUCGGUGACGUUUUCCGACGAUUAUCGCGGUAGAUCCCGGGGUGGAAUCCACGUCGCGAGAAGGCGUGGCAGAUUGAAAUUACGCGCUGCGCGCGUCGGCGGUGGCGACGCGGCGCGUCGAGCGUCGGAAUCGCCGGGCGACGGAUGUGUGCGAUCCGCGGCCGUUCGCGAGAGGUGGCAAGGUAUCGAGGACUCUCGCCGUCGUCGGCCAUAGUGAGAAAAUGGCGGGUAUUAGCUUACGUGAAUGACGACGACGACCGUGCGCUCCCGAGAGCUUAUUGUCGUGCAGUCGCGGAGGGUAUCCGAGUGCGCGGUGUGUGCUUCGCCCGCGGUACAAUUAUACCAGCGGGGUAACUGUGUGUCAUAUGAUUUAUCUGGGGGGUAAAGAUGCAGAAUGUAGCACAAGGAUCGACCUCGCAUAGCAAGAAAAGCCACGAGAAGCAAUCAGCGGUAGCAACGGCAACGGCAGCGGCAGCGGCAGCGGCAGCAGCAGCAGCAACGGCAGCGGCAACGGCAGCAGCAGCAGCAGCAGCAUCGCCGCCGCCAUCGUCCUCGACGACGAACGUUCACCGGGAAGACACUGGGAAAACGUCGUCGACUCCCCAGUCCUCGAAUUCAAGCCCUACGAAAUCGGAGACUGAGACCUUCUCCGAGCUGCAGCCGCGCUUUAUGACAGACUCGUCGGAGAGCGAGGAGGACAGCGUUUCCGAGGUGGACGGCUUUCCGAUCGAUCAGGUCGAAUUGGACGAAGAUCAUCCCGAGUCGUCGAAAUACCUAUUGACGACUGACGAUUCCGAGCGCUCCGUGGACCCCGAGACCCAGGCGCGCCUCGAGGCACUACUUGAAGCGGCCGGCAUCGGGAAGCUGUCGUCGGCCGAUGGGAAGCAGCUGGCCGACCACGAGGUGCUCCGUCGCUUAACGUCGAGCGUGUCCUGCGCGUUGGACGAGGCCGCGGCAGCAUUAACACGUAUGCGCAGCGAUAAUCCGCGUACGCCGAACGAAAAGCGCUCCCUCAUCGAGGCAUGCACCGACGGUGACGUCGGUACCGUUCGGAAAUUGUUAACGGAGGGCCGGAGUGUCCACGAGACUACCGAGGAGGGGGAGAGUCUGCUCUCUCUGGCGUGCUCAGCUGGUUACUACGAACUUGCUCAGGUUCUUUUGGCGAUGAAUGCUAAUGUAGAAGACCGUGGCAUCAAGGGGGACUGCACCCCUUUGAUGGAAGCUGCUAGUGCGGGGCAUGUAGAUAUCGUAACUUUGCUGAUUGCUCACGGGGCUGAUGUAAAUGCUCAGUCUACAUCAGGCAACACACCUCUCAUGUACGGAUGCGCUGGUGGACACGAAGAGGUCGUGCGUGUCUUGUUAGAUGCAGGGGCCAAUGUUGAAGAUCACAAUGAGAAUGGUCAUACACCUCUAAUGGAAGCAGCGAGCGCCGGGCACGUUCAAGUCGCUAAAAUCUUGCUUGAACGUGGAGCUGGCAUCAAUACUCAUUCCAAUGAAUUUAAAGAAUCUGCAUUGACAUUGGCUUGUUACAAGGGACAUUUAGAGAUGGUUCGCUUCUUGCUAGAAGCUGGCGCAGAUCAGGAGCAUAAAACGGACGAGAUGCAUACCGCUCUCAUGGAGGCAUCAAUGGACGGUCACGUCGAAGUUGCGCGUUUACUUUUAGAUUCCGGUGCCCAAGUAAAUAUGCCGACGGAUAGUUUCGAGUCGCCAUUAACAUUAGCUGCUUGUGGGGGUCACGUGGAUUUAGCGAUGCUUCUGAUCGAACGUGGAGCAAACAUCGAGGAGGUGAACGACGAAGGGUACACGCCGUUGAUGGAAGCAGCGCGUGAAGGACAUGAAGAAAUGGUCGCUUUACUUCUAAGUCAGGGUGCAAACAUCAAUGCCCAAACUGAGGAAACUCAGGAAACUGCGCUCACCCUGGCUUGUUGCGGCGGUUUCUUGGAGGUUGCCGAUUUUUUAAUCAAAGCGGGAGCGGAUAUCGAGCUGGGCGCAUCUACUCCCCUAAUGGAGGCUGCGCAGGAGGGACACUUAGAUCUUGUCCGAUAUUUGCUGGAAUCUGCGGCGGAUGUUCAUGCUCAGACACAAACGGGAGAUACGGCAUUGACAUAUGCGUGCGAAAACGGUCACACUGACGUUGCUGAUCUUUUAUUGCAAUUUGGCGCUGAUCUAGAACAUGAAUCGGAAGGCGGUAGAACACCACUAAUGAAAGCUUGUCGAGCGGGCCAUUUGUGUACUGUCCAAUUUCUGAUCUCGAAACGCGCCGAUGUUAAUCGUCAAACAACAAACAAUGAUCAUACACCACUUUCGUUGGCAUGCGCUGGAGGUCAUCUGGGUGUAGUUGAGCUGCUCCUCGCACAAUCUGCGAAUCCAUUUCAUAAACUGAAAGACAACUCAACAAUGCUCAUAGAAGCAGCAAAAGGAGGUCACACUCCUGUAGUCCAACUAUUGUUGGAUUAUCCUCACAGCAUUAUGAUGAGUGCUCCUCAUACUGCUGCACCUGCGCCCAUGUUAUUACCGCAGCAGCAGCAACAGCAGCAGCAGCCGCCACCGCAACAACAGCAGCCGUCGCAACAACAACAGCAGCAGCAGCCACAGCAGCAUAUGAGUCAUCAGCAACAUAUACCUCUUAUGCAGCAGGCAUCUGCGCAACCACAACAACAUCCACAACAGCAGCAGCAGCAGCAGCAGCAACAGCAAACCGCCGAGCAACAACAAGCGCAAAAUCUUCAACCUAAACACAAUACGCAAAAAUCAUUAUUGAGAAAGAAUCGAUCAGUAACUAUGAUGCCCGAUAUGAGCCUUACUUCUGCCGAAGCGCAACAAGUUCGUUCGCAGCCCGCAGGAGAAUCAACCACUACUACCAAGGACGAUACCAAUAUUCUCGAUAAAGGCAGUGGGGGUUUUACAAGUUUGUCAGAACCUAAUAUUAGUCUUAGUCCAACGCCAGCAGCGUCAGCGCAAGUGAUACAUGUUGGCGAAAGUCGGAAAGCUAUAUCUAGACACGAGCACCACCUUCAGAAGCAACAAAUACUUGAGGACAUACAUCAACCACAAGAUCCUAGCGAGACAGAAGCAUUAUUACCAGGCAUGCUGAAUAUUGACUUGCCAGCCCAGUCAACUUCUCCUCACGGUUUGGUUUGCAAUACAACUGGUGCAUCUGGUGGUUCAUUGGUGUAUCAAACAGCUAAUGAAAUGGUGUGCGGCUCUUACCUCGACGCUAAGCUAGCAGGGUUGCCAGCUGUACAGUACCAGAAAGCAGUUUCCGUGGUUCCAACAGCGACGGAAACGUUCCCCACAAAUACAUUUCCUUCGUCGCCUCCAUUGUCUCUUGCUCCGUUACCUGUCGCGGCCACUACUACUGUCUCGCUCAUUAGUGCUACUUCUUCAACAACGCCGAGUCCGCCGAGCAUCUGUACCCCUCCAACCGUUAUAGCCGUUUCCCAAUCACCUAUUACUGCGAGCAGUGACGUCAGCCAGAACACCGCUAUAAGUGAUCGUCCGAAAGCUAAGCCUGUGUCCAAGAAGGAAGGAAAAAACGUGCGAAAAGCUACAUCCAGCAUGGGGAUGGCAAAGUUACAGCAGACACAGGCAAGUAUAAUGGCUGGACUUCACCAACAAUAUCAGCAGAAGCAACGCCAGCAUCCCUCCUAUCAAGUGCAACAAGUUCAGCAGCUGCAGCAGCUCAACCAGCAAUUGCAGCUACAGUUGGAUCAAGUGCAGAUACAACAACAAUCGCAGCAACCGCAAUCACAACCGCAACAAUCUCACCAACAAGCUCAUUCACUGCAGCAAACAAAUAUAGUUGCUAAUAAUACGGGUAGCAUACUCAUGCCCACUCAAUUGAUGUCGCACUUGCAUCCUACGCAUCAUCAUUUGCAGCAAACGGCGCAAGAUAAUCUUCCCGAGCAAACGGAUCCUGAGUUAACGCGAAAGUACAGAGAAAGCGCUUGCGCCGCGUUUUUUACUGGCGCCCAAAAAUCUAAAACCUUCUCACCUAACGAAAGAGUGAAAUUGGACUCGGAUCUUCCUAUCGACGAUGCGUUUGAAAUUUUUCGUUCCUUUAAUUUCGACGAUGCAGUUGACACAACAGAAGAUCAAGAGAAGCUUGAACUGAAAAGAUUGGAUGUAUCGAAUAAUAAGGAACAACAACAGCAGCAGCAGCAUCAACAACAACAACAACAACAGCAACAACAACAACAACAACAUUUGCAUGCUACUCAAAUAGUUCAAGGCGGAAGUCCUCAUGCAUCCCAAGAGUAUUUUACUCCCGUAUUGUCAGUACCUUCGGUGUCUUUACCGGCCUUACCAUCAUUGCAAGUGACCAGCGCAGGCGUUCAAAUAGAGGCAGACAUAUCAGCGGGCUUACAACUAACAAGUACGCAAUCCUUGCAAAAUCCGACCCUGAAAAAUCGUCUGAGAGCCUUCGAGGAAGGUUUUCGCCAAGGUAGCAUACAUUUUCGUGAAUGUAUGCAGCAUAUUAGCAGCGAUUCUUUUCAACCUCAGUUGUUGCUUCAGUCUUCUCAACUAGCAUUUCCUGCGCAAACGUUACCAGCUGUGAGUGGCGCAACGGGAAUAAUAGAUAGUAUACAUCCUCAUCAAUCGAGCAGUUACGUGCAAUCUACAACUUGCAGCACUAAUCAAGUUCAAGUUGCUACACAGACUCAAUCGCCUGUUACUACAACAACUACGAACGUUGCUACCUCUGAUAAGAAACAAGUAUAUACUGCACCGACCACCGGCAAGGGCAAGAAGGCUAGAUAUCCUCUUUUAUCUCAACAACAGUCUUGCCAGCAACAACAAACUGCCACUACUCAGCAAACUCCGAAUUUUCCUUCGCAAAACUAUCAGCUAGAUCCAGCAACAGGUGUUCCGACAGUGGGAGGAUAUGCAUCCAAUCAAGUUCCACCCGCUCCUUUCUCUUGUAUGGAUGUUGAUUCAGAAACUGAUAGUAAUCACGAUACUGCGCUAACAUUGGCGUGUGCAGGAGGACAUGAAGAUCUCGUUGAGCUUCUCUUGAGUCGUGGUGCGGAUAUAGAACAUAGGGAUAAGAAAGGAUUUACACCGCUUAUUUUGGCCGCGACGGCUGGUCAUCAGAAGGUAGUUGAGAUUCUACUCAAUCAUGGAGCUGAUAUAGAAGCGCAAUCCGAACGUACCAAGGAUACACCACUAUCUCUCGCAUGUAGCGGAGGUAGAUAUGAAGUGGUCGAGCUUCUGCUGAAUCGUAAUGCGAACAAAGAACAUCGCAACGUUUCUGAUUAUACCCCCUUGAGCCUUGCUGCAUCCGGUGGUUACGUGAAUAUAAUUAAGCUUUUACUGAGCCAUGGAGCCGAAAUUAAUUCCCGUACUGGUUCCAAAUUGGGAAUAUCACCUCUAAUGUUGGCUGCUAUGAAUGGUCACACCGCGGCAGUCAAACUACUUUUGGAUAUGGGCAGCGACAUCAAUGCGCAAAUUGAGACAAAUCGUAACACAGCUUUAACGCUCGCAUGUUUUCAAGGAAGACAUGAAGUUGUUAGUCUUCUUCUUGAUCGGAAAGCCAACGUUGAACAUCGUGCUAAGACUGGUCUCACCCCAUUAAUGGAGGCUGCUAGUGGAGGCUAUGUCGAAGUGGGACGAGUGUUGCUUACCAAAGGUGCCGACGUUAACGCGACUCCAGUCCCGUCAUCUCGUGAUACUGCCCUUACUAUUGCCGCUGAUAAAGGACACUGCCGAUUCGUAGAACUCUUAUUAUCGAAAGGGACGCAAGUUGAGGUAAAAAAUAAAAAAGGGAACAGUCCUCUAUGGUUAGCUGCAAACGGCGGGCACCUCAAUGUUGUAGAUUUGCUAUACCAUGCAGGUGCAGAUAUAGACUCUCAAGAUAACCGUAAGGUUUCUUGUUUGAUGGCUGCGUUUCGGAAGGGUCAUAUCAAAGUCGUAAAAUGGAUGGUAAAUCAUGUAACGCAAUUCCCAAGUGACCAAGAGAUGACGAGAUACAUAGCGACUGUUAGCGAUAAGGAACUUUUGGAAAAGUGUCAAGAGUGUGUGAAAGUAAUAAGAGCCGCGAAAGAGACACAGGCCGCUAAAGCAAACAAGAAUGCGACUAUACUAUUGGAAGAACUCGAUAUGGAGAAGACGAGAGAAGAAUCGAAGAAGGCGGCCGCCGCGCGAAGACGGGAGAGGAAGAAAAAGAAGAAACUCGAGAAAAAGGAGGAGAAGCGCAAACUUCACGAGGAGUACAAGAAAAGUGAGACAGCUUUCGAGGAUAAGGAAGAAAGCGGGAAGAAGUCGGAUGAGGAAUGUGAUCGAGCCGACGACAGCGAGCAUGAGGCCGGCGACGAGAGAAUGGAGAGCGUGCCGUCUCCUGUGAACAGAAGUCCGGAGGAUCCCGACAGAGAAGAGGGUGAUAGUGGAAUAGAUGCGAACAGCCAAGGUAGUUGUAGUAGCAAUGACGUUAAAGCAAGAGAGAAAAAGAAGGAUAAAAAGAAAAAGAAGAACAACAGUCCUAGUAACAACGAUAAGGAUACGUCCCCGCAACGUUCGUCCAAGACUCUCCUCUCACAAAACACCAACUUAUCUCAAAGCACAGCGACAUCAACCAAAUCUCAGAAUAACACUUCGGAAAAGCGAAUUAUGACUAAUGUUACCAGUGCAGUAUCGGUAUCAACAUCCUCAGUCACAACCACUAGGUCAUCCACUACCGUCAAUUCCGACCGAAAAUUGAAAGGUCAAUUAGUUUUUGAGUCUUCUUUAAGACAUCCUGCGGAUAGAGAAGAUUUUGAAGCAACUGGUAACGAGACUUACGUUCCUGGCAAAGGAAAGAAGUCUUACAACAAUCAAUACGAUGGAGAUUUAAAUAUAUCUGCGAAGGCGAGUAACACUAGCCCCAAGCAAAGCGGAAAACGCGAGGAAGGCUGGAGGGAAGUCGUACGAAAAGGACAAUCUGAUGAUUCGGGAAGAUUUAUGAACUCACCAUUUCGUUCAAAAAAAGUAUCUGUACCUCCAAAUGCUAUCAGCCGAGUAAUAGGUAGAGGUGGCAGUAAUAUAAAUGCUAUUCGUGUUGCAACGGGCGCGCAUAUUGAAGUAGAAAAGCAAAGUAAAUGUCAAGUGGAAAGAAUCAUUACAAUUAAAGGAUCAACCGAAGCAACAAGGCAAGCUCAUUCCUUGAUAACAUUACUUAUUAAAGAUCCAGAGGCAGAUAUAACGCUGGUGCUUCCAAAAUCCAAACUUAAUGUCGUAACAACCUCGUCGUGGGACAAGUCUGUCUCUACUGUUGCUGCAAGUAAAACGAAAAUUGGUGGGUCUGUUAAUAAACCACCUAAUCUGACAUCCAGUACAACCAGUAGCCAAGUUAAUAAAUCAGGAUACUCUUCAGGUGCAUCUAUUAAUCCAUUGGUUCCUGUUCGUUCAUCGUCUAGCGUGAAACUUGCCAGUGCUUUCCCUACUUCUUUGCCACGUGCGACAGCGCCUAGACUCAUGGCCGCAGCGGAGAAACGUGCGCAAGCUGUGGCUGCCCAAAUGGCGUCCUCGUCGAACACGAAGACGACGAUGUCGUAUACGAGUGCGAUUAUGACUGCCGGUAGAGCAGGGACAAAGAUUGUCACGACCAGCACGACGCAGACGUUCGCGGCAAAGCUAUCCGAGAUCACUGCCUCGACCCACAGUUCUACCACCGUCAUGCAGUCUACUCACACCGUGCCCGUGAACAAGCAACAGAAGCCCAUGGCACAAGCCGCGCAGACUGUGACUAUUAUGUCGGCCACAUCUGCAGCAACCGCCCAUACAACCAGCCAGCAACAGUCCGUAGUCAGUACGUCGCCGAAACACUGCCGAUCACUGCCCAUCUUGUCCGCUCCGUCGGCGAUAGCAUCCCACUAUCCUGGAAAGUCCAGUUUUUCCCCUGGAACGAUUGCGAUCUCGUCAUCGUCGGCCACGAACGCCGUAGUGACGAUGAAUUGCCCAGAAAGUUCGAUCAACUCGACAUCAGCAGCUAGUUCCGUACGAGUGACACCCUCGCCACCGAUUGUAUCGUCGCUGCAGAUGCAAACAUUGCCGCCGCCGCCACCGACGGGGCAACAGCAGCAGCAACCGAUGCAGCAACAGCAAUCGCAGCAGGGUAUUCGCAGCGCCACACCGGUCGUAACUCAGGAACAUCAGCAGCAACCACAGCAGCAGCAGCAGCAACAGCAGCAGCAGCAGCCUAGCAGCACGCCUCUCGAAUAUUCUCUGUUUAACGAUACUUUUACCAAAGUCGCGCAACAGUCCAUGUGGGGAGGAAGAGAAAACGAAACCCAAAAGGGCAUGAACUUUGCGACCGUUGCAGGCGGUGGUGUAUCGUCAAACACGAAUUCUGGCUCAUCUACGGCUAAGUUUGAUAGUUCCCCACCGCAGGUAGAUGCAUCCAAAGCUCCGGGGUAUCGCGGUACAACCAUGUGUUCUCCGGUUUCCAGCAAGCCGGGUAGCACGAGCAAUGUAUCGACCAAUGUAAUUGGCAACGUGGUAACAGGCUCCGUGCAUAGCAAUCCGAUGCAGUCCGCGCAGUUUCAAUCUUCGACAAGUUAUAGCGAACACCCGCUGCCGAACAAGCCGCCCGGUAGUCUAGCAGUGGCCAGACCAGUAAUACCCCAACAGAACAUAGACAUGGGGACGAGCAUGGCGGCGCAGUUCAACAGGCCAGCGGUGUUUCAGGGUGACCUGACAACGCGCAACACGACGACGCAUCAGCCGGCUACGCACGUAAUACCGUCCACGUCGCAGCCGGCACUCGACGUCAAUCUGUUCAAGGCGGCGAACAGCGGCGGUGGCAGUUACGAGCAUCCGAACGUAAACUCUAGCCUGUUGAAAAUGAUGCCGAACGAUAGUCAGAGUGGCGCCGGCCAUUCUUUACUACCGUUCCAUCCUCACAUGCAGAGUUUCGCUCAGACUAUCGCACCAUCCGUUUCUGUGAGCAACACCCCCGUCAAUGAGUCAAGAUUGAAUCCGCGUGCACCCGACUUUUCGAGUUCGCUUCAUUUAAGCAAUAAGCCGCAGGUGAUGUUCAAUGCUGCCGCGGCCGCAGCCGCCGGACCGGCGGGAAUGCACCCAGCCAAUAUGUUUGCCGCCCCUGUGCCAGCGCCGCCGCCGUCCGCGAUACAGUCCAACAAUCUCGCGAUGCUCGGCAACUAUCCGCUGGGAAAAUACCAGGCGCCGUCGCGGGCAACGCCGGCAGCAAACACCGGGAUCUCGACGACGGUUCAGACGACCCGCUGGCCGUUUGCCACGCCGACGCCGCACACCAGCUACCGGCCGCAUCAGGAUCCUAUGAUUAGUCAAAUGGGUUUCUCCAAUCAACUGGCAAACAUCGGCGGUCAACCCGGCGGUAGCAUUGAUUUGAUCACGAGCUUGGAGAACGGUGGUUCACCGGCCAUAUCCCCCUCGUCACCGGCGCAAGUCGCUCAGGAGAUGAGCCAAUUGAAGAUCGAGGACCGUAAGGUGCCACGGCCAAUUGGUACCGAAAGGGCGAAGAUAUGGAAAAAUUAUUCAUCAACUGGAUUAGGUCCGGGCGGAGACGCCGAUUCAAUGGGUUGGAUGAUCAACGAGAAGCUAGCAUGGUCGAAUUGCAACCUGGCGCCUGGUCUCGACAGGCACCAGAUGUUUCGAUCGAAUCCCACUUACAACCAACGUAUACCUAACGUCGAGCCUGAGCUCCAUCAGAUGAUGGAUUCUACCUUCCAGGGCCAUGUAAAUGCGCAACAACCGUUCCCGACUAACGGAAAUACGCCAUUGUCACUCAUGCCAUUGGCGUUAAUACCGGGGCAGUAUGGUGCGUCCGAUAUGCAAGAAAUCCAGCCGAACGAGCAGAAUAAGAUCGAUCCACCUGCGUGGGGAAUGUCUGAUACCGUACAAGACAAACAACAUCCGGCGUGGACCCCUAAAUGGACCCAUUAAAGGGACAAGAACCGUUUGUGGUGGCAUAGCUUCGACCUCUGAAUAAAACAUAUUUUCAUGUUUUGAUCUGACGAUGAGAAAUGAAAAAGAUAAUGGCAAAAUAGUCAGGGAUCACUGGAUUCAAUUAUUUGUAGGCACAUAAAUUAUAUUGCGAUCUUAUUAUAUUCAUUCAAACCCAGAUUCUUAAUAUUACUUGUCACACUAGGGGAUAAGACGACGAAUCCUUAAUUAUUCAAUUUAUUGUUAUCACUAAUAUAUCUCCCGAGUUGAUUACAGAAUAUAAGCAGUGUUCAACAGUGAGAGGGAGGGAGAAAGUCCGUGUCGGUUAAGGAAAGUAAUGUAGAAUAAUGAUAACGUGAUUACAAUUGUAUAAUUAUGUUUACCGGAUCUACAUGUCAUCGCAUAACAGAAUAUUUUCAGUGUCCUGUUGAGGUCUUUUUCUCAGCCGCGCAAACUGUUUUUUGCGCCGUCAUCAAUUGCCAUUCAGCAGGGAUAUGCCACUCGCCGAGUAUACUAAUAAUGAUUAUUUCUAUCUCAAAAACCGAUCUGAAUUUGCAAUAUUCGGCCUGUAUCUCGAAAUACCAUUCGCCAGAUCUGCCAUAAUAAUCCAGAUACGCAAAAAAUUUAUGUUUCGUAUCGACUUCAACAAUGGCUUACAUUUUGUUCAAAAUUUUGUCAGUGAGCAAUCUGUAUUAUUAUGACAGAUUUGUGGCGAUUCAAAUAAACAUCGCGAUGUGUUUUACAUCGCUGCCACUUCAGCCUCUCUGGAGUAGCGAUGUUAAACUUGAUUGAAAAAUUUUGAAACAAAUACGAAUUAUCCGAGUCAAAGUUCUCGCUUCGGAUUACGAUUGAUUUAAAUCACGAACUGCUUAUGCCGAGGAUAGCUGUGCUCCUAGCACCAUAUCGAACGAUAGGCGACGAAAAUUACCGUGUUUACUACUUAGAAUGCUGUAAAGAAAAUGCUGUAAUCUUACGAGCAGUGAUACAAUCGUGUAAAUAAUUGCUUCGCAAAACGGGUGAUUCUGAUUACUUCCACGCUGCAAAUUGUGAGAACCGGGGGAAGACGGUCCGGAUGGAAAACGAGAGGGAUGUAAGGGGGGAUCUUGGGGGAACCAUUGGCUUCUUCGAACCUGGGGAUACAUAUUGCUCUUCUUCCACCUUCUUGCACCUACGCUUAAACUCGUCACUGUCACUCCCGAGUUUGACUGUCGCUUCUAAGCCACCAUGUCCCAGAACAGAUAUGUAGUAAUUAGGAAAUGAAAAAAAAAGACAAAAGAGGAGAAGCGUUUCUUCUCUUGUAGUUCUCGAGCGUUUCUUAUAAUUCUCGAACGUCGAUUGCGUCUAAUCGCACUUCGAAAAGCGUCCGAACUUGGUUCGCAUAGACGAACGACUGUAUAGACCUUUCUCUUAUUGAUGAUUUUUAUGUUGCGUCAUCGAAGAUACGAACAAAAUACGAAAACGUUGAGCGACGUUGUUCCGACCGAUUGCCUGAUUGAAUCGAUAUUUUCGUUGUCCAGCCGUUCCGGUUUUACAUGUUGCGUUUGUUUUGUAGGCGCAAUCCUUCACCGGGUAAUUAACGAUCGUAGCACGAAAUCGCGCCCUGUGUCGGGCAGAUCUAUCGAUUGACAUGAUCUUAGCGAGUUUUUAUCGAGCUCACGUACACAAGGACACGCAGAACACGAAAAUUCUAUUACUGUACCGUACACCGCGCGUAAAUGACCAGGUUCUUGGAAAAAAAGAAGUCGAAUUUACGUAAGCGUUACAGGAAAAAUGUGUUACGAAUCGAAAUACGCAAUGUAACUAAUAAUAUAUAUACCGAAUCCUAUUCAGAUCAAUGAAUACAGUUUAUUGUAAAAGUGGUAGUGGGCCGCCAAACGCAUGAGGAUAUAGCCGUGCGUCUCUAGUACGACAGUGCUACUAUAAUAUUAUUAUUGCUGUGGUGGUGUAAUAAUGUUUAUUAUUAUAUUAUGGUUAUUAUUACACGCAAAACGUAACUAUAGGAAAGAAAGACAAAAAAGAAAAAAAAACAGGUAUAUAGAGAGGGAGGGGAGGAGAAAGAGAGAAAUGUCACCCUUGCUAUCUCGGCUGGACUUAGUAAUGAUAUAAUAUUAUAUAGAUACACACAACACUCGGAUAUAUGAAAUGUUCAUUUCGAUUGAACAUUUGAAAAUCUUUCUUGGUGGGGAUUUCGGCAAGUGUUCAAUACAUAGCGACGAUAUACUAUAAUUGAAACGGUCCCCACACAUGCGCGCGUAAGUUUCAAUGAGAUGAUGAGGAUAAUGAUGAUAAUGAUAUGAAGCUCAUGGAAAUCGUACGAGGGCUUUUUGACCUAUAUUCCAGGGAGCGCUUCAAUUAUUCUCUAAGGAUAUAUUGUUAUAAUUUAAAGCCUAUUUUCAAAUUUGAUUUAUGAUAACUGCGAUAUAUGAUAUAAAACUAUUAUAUGACAUAUAACAAUAAAGCAAAUAAAUGAAUAUAACGACGACGAA